AUGACUGACACUUCUGAAGCUGUUUCCAGUUUUGAAGAGAUGUUUGCCAGUAGAUUCACAGAAGAUGACAAAGAGUACCAGGAAUACCUGAAACGCCCUCUCGAGUCCCCACCAGUUGUCGAGGAUUGGGAUAGUAGAGCUGGUGGGAACCAAAGAAAUAGAGGCAACCGGUUGCAAGAUAACAGACAGUUUAGAGGUAGGGAUAACAGACGAGGGUGGCCAAGUGACAAUCGAUCCAAUCAGUGGCAUGGACGAUCCUGGGGUAACAAUUACCAGCAGCACAGACAAGAACCUUAUUACCCCCACCAAUAUGGACACUAUGGUUACAACCAGCGGCCUCCUUAUGGUUACUACUGA
This is a messenger RNA of Orycteropus afer afer, 357 nucleotides long. RefSeq names its product RNA guanine-7 methyltransferase activating subunit (gene RAMAC). NCBI's taxonomy places the organism in Eukaryota, Metazoa, Chordata, Mammalia, Tubulidentata, Orycteropodidae. Gene Ontology annotation, biological process: RNA 5'-cap (guanine-N7)-methylation. Bases 1 to 357 code for a protein of 118 amino acids. The transcript is spliced from 2 exons. Gene Ontology annotation, molecular function: RNA binding. The record is from RefSeq and is a predicted model, not a curated record.